UCCACCAGUCAAUCCGUGAACGUCUCUGUGCGAGGUCGCAGAGGUUCUCGAUCCCGCUCAACAACGUCCAGUGACAUGAACAUUAAUUGAGAUUCGUGCAGAUUUUAUAAUUAGUUUUUAAUGUACCAUAGUUAGGUGAUACAAUCCAUUCGUACGAGCGAAAGGACCACAAAGGAUUGUUGAAAUAUGAUGUCAGAGAUAACCCCGUCAACGAAGAUGAUUCGUAGGUUCUUCGGAUUGAUUCUUCUCGUGUGCGCGUGCAUGCGAGUCUACGGCACGAAAAAGUGCGAGGGCAAUGGUUUGGCCCUGAAGUACGUCUGGGGAGAUGCACUGACGGACCCAACCGAUUGCAUAGGACCCAACAAUCUUCAGUAUCCUGCGGCUGCCAUAUCGCGCUCCUUCAAGAACUUCGGACUCGGAAGCAGUCGGUCUGCUCGAUCCUAUCAGCCGCGGACGAUUGAUCCCGAAUUAACGAGACAAGCGCUUCUGCACAAUUACAAGGCUGCACAGGGCGAUUACUCGAUCGCUGCUUCCAACUCUCGAGAUGGACGAGCUUUUACGUCUAAGGAGACUUGCGGCUCUCCGGCCCGAUUGUGCAAGACCAGGUACAACACGACGGCUCCGAUGUACGGCGUCAGUCUAACCAGCGGACAACCAGUGACCAUCGUUCAAAAGUUUCCUGAUCUCCUACAGCAGGUCGUCUUUGAAGUUUGCGAAUCGAAGGAAUGCGACGUAGUGCACGGAGAGUGUACGCAAACCUACGUGCCUUAUCUCUUUUUAGUAAUUCCUUUAGGACCCGUUACCUUGACUGGGCAAGAUUACGUGCUCGUUGAAAGUGGAUGCGUUUGUAAACCGAAGAAUUCGGCGAGCGCAAAUUCCGAUGUGCCGGUCGUCCCUAGCUUUUAAAGGGGACGAGCAUGAUUCUUUUGACAUUAAUAAGCAAGAUUAAAAAGGAGCAUGAAGUCAGUAUCCAUUAUUAAUUCUUUUGACUUCUAUAUUUAGAAAAAAAAAAUUCUCAAAAGAAUAAUCACGGCGGUAAAGUUUACCGCGUUGAUCGAGAGCGACCCGAUGCUCGUCCUAACGUUCCUGCGGUGAGUCCAAAAACGAGGAUGCAAUGGCAAAGAGAAAAAAGAAAAAAAGCCUAAAGUGUUUCGUAGAAUCUGGUCUCGGAAUUGAAUUAUGGAUCAUUGAACACAGGCGAUGCAGUCGUUCGCGGAAAUCGAUAUCCAACUGAAAAUUGACUUCGUUUCAAAGUAGUCUUCGAGAAAGAGAACUCGAAGACAUAUUGGACUAAAUGGCUAGGGACAGAGGGGAUCAAUUCUUUAUUAGGACAUAAUUAUUAAAUCAUCCGAGACUUAUUAGUUCGAUCACUUAACCGCCAUUUAGUCGUUGUUAUACGAGGCAACAGUCAGUAUACUUGUAUGACUGGUGCAUCUUAACUUGAUACGCGAAAAGAGAUAACGAAAGGCAUUCUCGUAAUUCAUAGAAUACCACACGAUGGAGCUAGUCUCGUUUUCCAGACAAUCGUUCAGACUUUGGGGCAGUAGCUUCCCACAUUUCAAACAUUCGAAUGGUAGGAACAUUACAUCUCGUAUGGUAACGAUAAAACGUGAAAAUAAUGAGCGACAUAACCUUACUACUCUUGGUAAACUCGAGCCAUCUGUUGAAGCUCCAAAUAUGUAGAGAAAAAUUGCACACUUAACAAAUUACAUAGCUGCGCAUUUUAGGACGUUAGGAAAUAUCGAGCCAUUAAGAAUUCUUAUUAGAAGCUGAGCCUUCGCACCAACAUUAUCGCCUGUGGAAAACUGGUUGUCCAGCUUCUCCAGGUCUCGAAAGUACCGACUCGCUCUGCUGCUGAGCCGUCUACUGAGAACCGGACUGAAGGAUAAGUAGCCGGACGCUGCGCGCAGCAGGAACGAAAAGCCCGUUGGCCAGGAGAAGGGUCGGACGGACGGCCGCUGACUGCGCUGACCGAAUGGAUCAUACUGUGAAUACCGAUGAGCCGAACGUACCGUUACGUUUCUCCCGGCUCCCCCCGGAUCCUCUACGUUGCAGUACACACCCGCCCUGCUAUUUUUGUAUGUGGAAAUCUCAACAAUAAUUGGGCACAUCAAGACGAGCAUGGUAAAGACGUCGCCCGAUUUCUCUCAUCAUUUUCAAUUUUGUACACGGCUCAACAAUUCUAAAUCUAGCUUGCACAGAAUGUAAAGGCAGCUCUCUGUUCCGCCACCUCUUUGUCUGCAACAUAAUACCUGUGUAAUUAUAAUUUAGGUUAUUUCCAACUGCUGUAGCUAUUAUUAAUUUAUUAUAGAUUACGUACACUGUA
Messenger RNA from Cephus cinctus (wheat stem sawfly), 2326 nucleotides. RefSeq lists its product as uncharacterized. The coding region runs from base 187 to 906 and encodes 239 amino acids. The record is from RefSeq and is a predicted model, not a curated record. The transcript has 5 exons. Lineage: Eukaryota; Metazoa; Arthropoda; Insecta; Hymenoptera; Cephidae.